This is a messenger RNA of Penicillium paradoxum, 1701 nucleotides long. RefSeq lists its product as uncharacterized. The transcript is spliced from 2 exons. The record is from RefSeq and is a predicted model, not a curated record. Lineage: Eukaryota; Fungi; Ascomycota; Eurotiomycetes; Eurotiales; Aspergillaceae. Bases 1 to 1701 code for a protein of 566 amino acids.
AUGUCGGGGGCGGAGGUGAUCGCGGUUGUAGCCUGUGUGGCAGCUAUCGUCUCCGCCUACAGCGAUGGAUCGCGCAUGUUCACCGCCAUUAGGAAGAAAUACCAUGAAAGACGACGAGUACCAGAUCAGUCCACUCGGGACUUGGAAUGGUCGCUCGCACGCGGCCACCAUGAUAUUUUGUCACAGUAUAAUCAGCAUCAGCAAGAGCUCGGCCGGCGGUACGAGGAAGGUGACUAUAUCGCCCGUGAGCAGAUGAAAGAUAUCAUAAUCACCCUCCAGGGUGCGUUGCUGCGACAUCUCCGCGAGGCGCAGGAGCAAGGCACCACCUUGGACCUGAUGGCAUUGCAGAUCGAGUCCGAACAGGGACGUGUUCGCACUCUUGUCAUUCUGGGGGACUUGUACCACCGUUUGGCGAGGCCAUCACCUGUUCCGCCACCUUUCGCGAUGUCCAUCGAUCCCACGUAUCGAAGAGUAGAGUCAUUCGACCGUGGGUAUUACCCUCACAAUCCAGAUGGAUUCUUGCCAUCCCCGACGCCGGAGAUAAGAUAUUCUUCUGCCUCAUAUCCCACCCUACCACAUGGUUUCAUACGGGAAGAGCUAUGCGCCUCGCCCACAGAAACGCUGGGGUCGCCCAGAGAGUUUGAGGCACCGAGCCCAAAGACUCGCCGACGAUCAUCGGGUUUGGGGUCUGUCGUGAGCAGUAUGGGUGAUCUUCUUCAUUCCCGCUCGCGCCACGGGAGUACACCGUCAGUUGCUUCAUCAGCGCCCGAGUCCGGAUUCUCCUCACACCCAGGAGGAAACAAUCCCCGGCCGCCGUCGACGCCGGAGACAAUCCCCGAACUUGAUGUCAGACCAGCCACUCCCCCACGUAAACCAAAGUCGCAAUCGAAUCCGAUAGCUCACGACGACUUGUGGGGGAACCCCUGGAAUCAAGAAUAUGACACAGACUCCGGACCUGACGAUAUCAUCACCCGCCCUGAGAUUAAAGAAAAACCAAACGGUUACCUGUCACCCAUCUCCGCGCCCCUCUCGCCGCCCCUCUCGACGCCCAUCCAACCUCGGCACAACUCUCUCUCCGCGCCCUCUAUCGCCUCAACAGACUCAACUCACUCAAAUCCUUCCACUAGCAGCAGCACUGAGCCACCCAACAAAGCAGUCAGACCUCUGUGGCCGCCUAGCAAGGCGAACAACUACCUCGGCUUUUGCAAAGGGGCCUGGAAAGUGCACGCCGGGUUCCGGGGGUUCAAGAUUUACUCCGAGCCCGGAACGGGGUAUUAUACCCAGCGGUCGUGGCUACGGUGUGCCAAGUGUGCGUUCGAAGGACCAAUGGCCCCCAAGACUUCCAGCCGCAACCCGCAAUUUGAUGACAGUGUUCGUACGCAUAAACGUAGCGGCGUGCGUUAUCGUUUCGAGUUCUUGGCAAAAUCACACGUGCCAUGUAAGCGGAGCUCGGGGACACAGUUUACCCCUAAUACUCCCCACGGGGCGUUUUGCUGUGUCUUUUGCUGUGCGAUGGCGCAAGGCUCCACGCAGGUUUAUGGCAAUUUAGAUACCUUCAUGGCACAUUUGGCAGAAACACACUGGAAGGUUGAGGGUAAUACACUAGCGGUCUUACCAAAUACCCGAUGUGUGGUUGGGAGAAUGGCACUGGAUUCGGAGUACUUUGACGUGAACAUUCUGCCGAUGCGGCUGAUGUCUUAG